AUGGCGGCUAAUAAGCAGGGCAAGAUGCAAAACCUCAUCAACUACCGGAUGAGAGUCACCCUCAAUGAUGGCCGACAGAUGACGGGACAGAUGCUCGCUUUCGAUAAGCACAUGAACCUUGUCCUCGCCGAUACAGAAGAAUUCCGUCGCGUCAAGCGCAAGUCCAAGCCCGCCGCCGGUUCGACCAACGCACCUCUUGUCGAAGCCGAAGAAAAGCGCACCCUGGGUCUUACCAUUGUUCGCGGUACACAUGUCGUCUCUUGCUCCGUUGAUGGACCUCCUCCCGCCGAUCCCUCUGCCCGACUUGGUACUGCUGGCCCUGGUGCAGCUGCCGCAGCUGCCACUCUCGCAGCUGGCCCUGGAAUUAGCAAACCCGCUGGACGUGGUCUGCCGGUCGGUCUGGGAGGCCCUGCUGCGGGUGUUGGUGGCCCUCCCCCGCCGCCCGGCGGUUUCCCUGGUUUCCCUCCUGGUGGUGGUUUCCCUGGAGUUCCCCCUCCGGGCUUCGCUGGUCGUGGUGGUGCCCCUGGUGGACCUCCUGGCUUCGCUCCUCCCCCGGGAUUCGCGCCUCAGGGUGCUCCUCCGGGUGCUUUCCAACCCCCACCGGGAUUCCAGCCCCCUGGACAGGGCCGCGGAUUCCCUCCACCCGGCUUUGGUGGACGGUGA
Aspergillus tubingensis is the source of this 663-nucleotide messenger RNA. Its product is annotated as small nuclear ribonucleoprotein-associated protein. The coding region runs from base 1 to 663 and encodes 220 amino acids. Gene Ontology annotation, molecular function: RNA binding. NCBI's taxonomy places the organism in Eukaryota, Fungi, Ascomycota, Eurotiomycetes, Eurotiales, Aspergillaceae. Gene Ontology annotation, cellular component: U5 snRNP; U4/U6 x U5 tri-snRNP complex; catalytic step 2 spliceosome. The transcript has 6 exons. Gene Ontology annotation, biological process: mRNA splicing, via spliceosome. The record is from RefSeq and is a predicted model, not a curated record.